Molecule: messenger RNA, 501 nt
Organism: Atta colombica
Lineage: Eukaryota; Metazoa; Arthropoda; Insecta; Hymenoptera; Formicidae
Exons: 3
Coding region: 1-501 (166 amino acids)
Source: RefSeq, a predicted model, not a curated record
AUGGCACCACGAAACACGACGCCGAACAUUGUGCGAAGAUGCUCCACUCGUCGAAGCGACGCAACUGGGAAGAAUGGGAUACAGGGCAUCUUCGACGUCCAUCCGACUAUUUUCAUUUCGCUUAGUCGACCUGAAGAGUUGAACUGCGAGGACGGAUCUGCGAGGAAGAUAGUUGUGGAUUACUGUAUUCUGCCAGUGAUCUACGGACAUGAAUUUGUGUCCGUUGUGACAAAGGAACAACCGACGUACUGCCCAAUCGUCAUCGACAGCAAUUUUCUCGCCGAAAAGCCGAAGUUCCCCUGUCCUAAGUGUCCGAGUGUCUUCAGUCGCAAGAAUAAUCUUUAUUAUCAUGCGAAAUUCGAGUGUGGCCAAUCGCCGCGGUUUAAUUGUCCUUACUGCACUUAUCGCACGAAACACGUAUCGAACGUUCGUGCACAUGUGCGCAGAAAACACCCUGGCAAUAAAGUAUACGCCAUCGACGUGUGCAAAGUAGGCUUGUAA